GGUCCUUGCUGUGAAGUGGAACUAGCCGCUACCCAGCGGUAUGGCGGCGGCGGCAGAGGAAGAGGCAACGGCGGCUCGGACAUUGCUGACUGCGGUGCUGCAAGACCUUGCCGCCGGACCUGAGGGGCAGCCGAGGCCGCAGAACCGGAGCGUGAGCCGUGACGAGGCCGAGGGGGAGCUGUCCGAAUCUGUGCUGAGGCUGGUGGGGGGCAGGAGCGGUCCGACUUGGCUGGCUGCCUGUUUAGUUAGAGUCGCUGUCCACCAGACCCUGCAGGCAGACUUGGACUCGUUUGUUGAGAGGAAGCAGGAUGUGGUGGAAGGAACAGAAAAUGAUGCACAGACUGAAGAUCUUCUCCGUUUUGACGCCUUACUUCAGCGUUGCCUUAGUUGUCUCCAAGAGAUUGCCAGCCAGUGGCAGAUACAGUUACCUUCACCACCAAGCAAUGCACAUAAUUUGUAUGUCUCUAUUCACGCCAUACGCAACACACGAAGGAAAAUGGAAGAUCGUCAUGUGUCAAUCUUGGAGUUUAACCAGCUAUUUGGCUUCACGGAUGGCGUUGAGCGAUCAUAUUUUGCCAUUUUUGAUGGGCACGGCGGGCUAGAUGCUGCUAAUUAUGCUGCUUCCCACGUUCAUGUCAUGGUGGCUCGUCAUGAGGCAUUGAUGUCUGAUCCAGCCAGGGCCUUAAAGGAAGCCUUUCAGCGUACAGAUGCUAUGUUCCUUAAAAGACAAGAAGACAGACUGCGUAGUGGUACCACUGGAGUGUGUGCACUUUUGGAAGGUGAUCGACUACAUGUGGCAUGGUUGGGCGACUCUCAAGCUCUUCUUGUACGGCAAGGGAAUCCAGUGACUCUCAUGGAGCCUCACAAGCCAGAGAGAGAGGAUGAGCGUGAAAGAAUAGAAUCUCUGGGAGGCUGUGUUACUUUUAUGGGGUGCUGGCGAGUCAAUGGGACUCUUGCUGUGUCCAGAGCUAUUGGUGAUAUUGAUCAAAAACCAUAUGUGUCUGGAGAAGCAGAUGUGUCCUCACAUACCCUCAGUGGCUCAGAAGACUUUCUUGUCCUGGCUUGUGAUGGUUUUUAUGAUGCAGUGUCUUCAUCUGAGGUUCCUGGCCUUGUUUUAGGUUAUCUUCAGGAGAAUGGUGAAGAUGGACAACAUGUUGCUGAAAGGCUGGUGUCAGCUGCUAAAGAAGGAGGCUCUAGUGACAAUAUCACUGUUAUGGUUAUCUUUCUUCAGGACCCUGCCAAAGUCUUAGAAGAUUAUUUAGCACAUGGAAGUGGGGAAGGUGAACCCUUGUUUGAUUUUGGAGGUGGAGGAGUGGAGGUUGCCUCAGACCAUGCAGGUUGAGAUCUCUUUUUACUGACCUAACAAUCUCAGGACCAUUUUGUAAGGAAAGGUAGUGGUAGACUGUUUACCUCACUUAGGUUUUAGGCAGAAUCUUCUUCAGGUAGUCUAAAUCUCCAAGUUGUCCAACACAGAUCUGUUUAAUCACAACAAAAGCAAGUGAAGAGUUUCCCUGUGGCAUUGAGCAGGAGCUUUAAAGGGACAAUAAUUAGAGGGGAAAAAACCACUGUAUUAUACUAUAUAUCUUGGUGAUGCAGACUGUAGAUCAGCAUGCCCACUUGUCAGUAUGACUGUGUGGAAGCCAGAGGUUACGCUACAUUUUUUCUGGAAGAGUAAAAAUACUCCUCUUACCGUUUUUGAGGAGUAUUUUUAGCCGAUGAGGAGUACGAGUUACAGUAAUUCAA
Bufo bufo (common toad) is the source of this 1743-nucleotide messenger RNA. RefSeq names its product protein phosphatase, Mg2+/Mn2+ dependent 1F (gene PPM1F). The coding region runs from base 41 to 1342 and encodes 433 amino acids. NCBI's taxonomy places the organism in Eukaryota, Metazoa, Chordata, Amphibia, Anura, Bufonidae. Gene Ontology annotation, cellular component: cytosol. Gene Ontology annotation, biological process: protein dephosphorylation; negative regulation of protein kinase activity. The transcript is spliced from 7 exons. The record is from RefSeq and is a predicted model, not a curated record. Gene Ontology annotation, molecular function: cation binding; protein serine/threonine phosphatase activity.